Sceloporus undulatus (fence lizard) is the source of this 5385-nucleotide messenger RNA. RefSeq names its product RAB27B, member RAS oncogene family (gene RAB27B). The record is from RefSeq and is a predicted model, not a curated record. Gene Ontology annotation, biological process: positive regulation of exocytosis; melanosome transport. Gene Ontology annotation, cellular component: secretory granule; melanosome. Gene Ontology annotation, molecular function: GTP binding; GTPase activity. The coding region runs from base 295 to 951 and encodes 218 amino acids. The transcript has 6 exons. NCBI's taxonomy places the organism in Eukaryota, Metazoa, Chordata, Lepidosauria, Squamata, Phrynosomatidae.
AGAGCUGAAGGGUGGUGCCAAAUUAAAAGCAAGCUGACUUUUCCUGCACGACUGUUCUCUGGCAGCAAAGGAUCAAUCUAAUCUUCCUGGACUAUACAGCCAAAGACACAUACACACACCCCUCUUGCACAUACUUCAAUGUUUUCAAAGAUUGCUGGGUUGCUUUGGGGCAUUAUUUCGCCUGAGAGGAGUUGACUGUCGGAGAGCCUUUGAGAAAAGCAGAAUAAGAGUAAUCCGUAACUAGACACCCAAUUCAAGGGAAACUUUACACACCGGUUUAUCAAGUUCAGCACUAUGACUGAUGGGGACUAUGACUAUCUGAUCAAGCUCCUGGCCCUUGGAGAUUCUGGGGUUGGGAAGACAACUUUCCUGUACAGAUAUACAGACAAUAAGUUCAACCCAAAGUUCAUUACAACAGUAGGAAUUGACUUCCGGGAAAAGCGUGUGGUAUACAACAGUCGGGGGUCAAAUGGAUCUCCUGGGAAAGCCUUUAAGGUUCAUUUGCAGCUCUGGGACACAGCUGGGCAAGAAAGAUUCAGAAGUCUCACAACAGCAUUUUUCAGAGAUGCCAUGGGCUUCUUGUUAAUGUUUGAUCUCACCAGUCAACAGAGCUUCUUAAAUGUCAGAAACUGGAUGAGUCAACUACAGGCAAAUGCUUAUUGUGAGAACCCAGACAUAGUAUUAAUUGGAAAUAAAGCUGACCUGUCAGAUCAGAGAGAAGUCAAUGAAAGACAAGCAAAAGAUCUUGCAGACAAAUAUGGCAUCCCAUACUUUGAAACAAGUGCAGCUACGGGCCAAAAUGUGGACCAGGCAGUGGAAACACUCUUGGACUUGAUAAUGAAACGUAUGGAACAGUGUGUUGACAAGACUCAAGUCUCUGACACGGCCAAUGGAGGAAGUUCAGGGAAGCUGGCUUCAGGAAAAUCAGAAGAGAAGAAAUGUGCUUGUUGACUUCAUUGCCUGAGCAGAGGAGAAAGAAUGAGAAAUUGUCAAAUCAGAAAAAGACAGACUGACCAACCACUAAAUCCAACCCUGAAAGCUCUUGUGGACCACAUGGGACAGCUGUUAUUGUCUUAAGCAAGCCUGAUGUGUUUUGAUGCUGAGAAAGUCAUAUUUGAACAGAUGCUCCCUUUAUAGUGUCAUGUUCAUGAAUAAAAACCCAAAGGCCCUCAUCUUCUCAGUACCAUUAGUUUAGUAAAUAGAGGAAAUACUUUCCUCUUUGGGAGAGAGCAUUGUUGAAAUGUUAGAAGACAGUUUCAUGAUCAGAUAAGAGGUCAGCCUGGAGGCCUGUAUCAUCAUUUCUAAUCACAAUGCCUUCUGUUACAGUGAGCAUUAUGCACUUGCUAAAGAUAGGUUGUCUUUAGAGAGUGUGUUUAAUGUGGCUUACUAUAUAUGACUUUUAAACAAAAAUACCAAGCAUCUAUUGCAGUUACAUUCAGCUGCCUAAGCUCUUAUUGAAUUCAGAAUGUGGAAUCCUCUUCCAGAGCGAAGUUGGGGACUAAGGAAUAUUAUGGUUCAGUCCUCAAGUAGAACUAGUGAGAGGUGGGCUAGAGGAGAAAGGAGAUGCCCCAAAAUUCUGUUACACUUCAAGUGUUGAAAAGGAAGUGUUGAGAAAGAGCAGAUACAUAGUGGUAGCUUAAAGUUUUGGAAAGUUUCCACAAACUGAAAUACUCAGGCCAAGCAUAUAAGAUUUGUGUCCCAAUAAUAUGUACACAGGAAUGUUGAACGCUUUCCCUGAUUACUCUAAAAUUGUGAUCCUUUAUUGGAGGUUUUUCCCUGUACAGGAAAAAAGAGACAGGUUGGGGAUAUCUGUUAGGGUCCAUAUAAAUCCAGUUAGAUUUUCUAAGUAAUGCUUUUCCUUCAUAUUUGUGAUUUUAUGUUUAUUUUACAGGUGGGUACUUCAUAAUUUGAAACAUUUGAACUUGGAGUUGCUAAGUAACAAAGCGGUGGAUUAUAAGUGUAGAUAGGCAGUCUGUUAAGGAAAAUGUGUAACCUAAAGCCACAUGUGAUAGGACAGUGAUGUACUAAAAUGUGUCUUCUCAAAUAAAAAUCCGGUGACUUUCCUUCUAUUAUGUUCCAUUCCUAUAUGAUAGUAAGGAGCCAGUUAGGGAUAUCACAGAACAACAUGGCUGGCUCUGUAGCAGAAACAAGACAAGGCCCUGAGAUCAGUAGCAGCUCAUUGGGGAUUUUGGAGGAGGCUGGAUACAAAUAAAACACUUAAGCACUGUGUCUAAAUCCAAUUUCUAGUCCUAACUACCAUAACUCUUUGGGUCAGUGGGAAUUGUGGAAGUGUUGACUUACUGUUCAGCAGUUGAUUCAGUGGGUCUAUUUUAGUUGAGAUUAACAACUGGAUUUCAGAAUUUAGCCUAUUGGUCUUUGUUUUUUCUUCAUCCUCCUGACUAACCUUUUCCCUUCUGAAAUAUAGCCAUUCCAAAAUAGGCUGACAUAGACUGUCACUAUUAUUUAAUUUUGGAAAGCUCAUCUUACUAGGAAGAAAUUGCCUUCUUGUACUAGUCCAGUGCAAAAAACUUCUUACUGGUUAACCACUAAUAUCUCCAGUCUUUGAAGUUGAUAUAUGCAACAAUUUAAUGGAAGGUAGAGAAAUGAUAAUUUUUUUAGGGCUAAUGUACUCCAUUAAGUUUUUUCUUCAUUUUCAUUCAGUUUCUUUGCCAUGCUUAGCAUAGUUUAAAAUAAAGGUCAUAAUCCUGCAUUGGGAGAUGUAGCUAUGUCUUUGUACCUAUAUGUCCCAAUGUUAUCCUGCUAACCUACCCUUUCAUCAGUGGAGGGCCUCUCUACUGCCAGUCAUUUAUUUAUUUGAAGAAAGUAAAAGGAUAAGCAGGGACACAUCCAGCAUUUACCAGAUGUGCUCUUUAAGGGAUUUUGGGCUUCAGCUCCCAGAAUCCCAGACUAUUGGCCAAUGUGGCUGAGGCUUCUGGGAGCUGAAGUCCAAAAUCUCUUAAAGGGCACAGUUUGGGGACCACUGCUAUAGGGCAUCCCAUACAGAAGCCUGUUCAAGUAUGUCCAGAUACAGGAAAAGAGCUGGACACAUCUCCACUCAUUCAUCUCCCUUGAUCUUUGGCCACAUGGAAAUUGCCAUAUUAUGGGGGCAGUGCUAAAAAGCUGGAGUGUUGUGUGGAUUGAAGAGACCCCCUGACCUGCACAGUGACUGUAAAAACUGAGUUGCAAUGGUGUGAGACAGACUUAUGCCAUUGCAAUUCAUACACAGGAUGCCAGCCAAAAUGUUUAUGAUUUAUUCUAGGUCUUGAUAAUAAUCCAUUAUGAACUCCUGCCUGCAAAGCUAGUGUUGCCUUCUUCAACAGCGCCAAAAGAGUUCAUGUUGUAGAAAAAAACAACCUUUUUUACACCAGGAAAGGAGGAGGAAACUACUCACUUGGAGCCAGAGUAUCCUGCUUAAGAUUGAUGGCAUGAGUGGUUGUAACUGACUAGGAAAGAAUAACAGAUCCUGGCUUCAUUAAAGGGAGGUAAUCUUUUCUCAUGUGUUAUAAAAAUUUAUAACAGGAGCAUUUUAUUUCUUUUCUGCCAUCCUGUCAUGAUUUCAUACUGGCUUUCCUACUGGAGACACAAAAAUUUCCACAGUGUCUCUUUGAUCUUAAUGUGCACUUUCAGUAUUCUCGAGUUCUGGAUACCUUUUCUUAACCUAACCUUGCUGUCUGUUGCUAAAAGAUCAUCACUGCAGAAUUGGGACACAUGGCUGACUUUAACUGAGGGAUCCCAGGUUAUUUUAACAGGGUUACACUUGACAGAUGGUUUUACAUCUUCUAGCUUGAAUGUGUGGUGAUUCUGGCACCAUAUGUUUAAUACUGCAAGGACAGGUGCACAGAUAUUGCAGUGGUUUGCAUGUGUGUUGCUCUGGCAUGCAUAUCUGACUGCAGUCUGACAUUGCUGUCUUGUCUACUUCAUGCCAGGCUGCUCUCUAGAACAGCAGUAACCCAUGGCUUUUCAGUACUAACAGCUUGACAGCAGAAAUUGGGCUGGUAGCACUCCUGAAUGGCCCUAAGAAACAACUCUCCAGAGGCCCAUUCUGUUUUAGUUCCCUGAUCCUAGUCCAGCAUAACAUCGGUGUGGGUGACUAUUCUAGCCAUGCAUGCUCAUUUGAUCAUAUGAAGUAUUUCUGUUGUGAACUCUUGAGCCUCUGCAUGCAAAGGACUGAGAAGUUUGAGAACAGUAUUUCCCCCCAAUAUGGUGCAUGUUUUUUUAACCAGUGCAAAAAAGCACAAUGACAAUUUGUAGCUACUGACCACUGAGAUGUGGAAUCCCACAUUUGCACUAACUACCACUACUGGAUUGAACUAGAAGGCUGGUUCACUGACUCACAUUCAAAUUCAUUUAAUUGUUUCAAUUAUGUAUGUUCUGAUUCAUUCUAUGGUACAUAAUUAAUCAUCUGUGGCACCCUGUGAUCUCAGUACCUCAUCCCUGCCUUAUCAGAGCUGGAAAUGAAGGAGGAAGGCACAGGCUGGGUAAGCAUACAUCAGGUAACAUUUUGCUCUCACAGUUCAACACUGGAGGCUUAACAAAACAUGCUUACAUACAUUGGAAUACUUGAACAGAUUUCAUCUGCCGUUCAUGGAUCCACAAUUGUCAAGGCAGUAGGAAAGCUUUUAUGAAAAGGAAAGGUGAUAUUGUAACUGCAGGCUUCUGUUUGUUCUGCUACAGCAGUUGGCCUUGAUAUGCGUGGAGAUUAUUUGCAGCAAAACCUAGCUCUGUGCAAGAAAAAUGGAGAGAACAUAUGACUGACAGUAUGGGCCUGAACAAACAGGGAAAAAUAAAGCUGCUUCGGGUCACUUGGGAGGUAUGCUGUUUAAAUGAUGCAUGCAUCCUAAGAGGCUGGAAGCCAUGCCAAAGCCAUGCUCUAGUCCUAAGGACUACAGCACUGCUUUAGUGCAGAUUCUGGCCUCUUAUAAUGUGUGUGUCAUUUAAACAGCAUGCCCCCAAAGUGACCCGAAGCAGCUUUAUUUUGGCCUGUCUGUUCGGGCCCUAUGUGAAGUACAGUUAUAUUUGGAUAAGCCUAUUGAGAAAUAAAAAAAAAAUGUGCCUAACUGUAUUCUUCAGAAAAAAUAAAGAGACUGCAUAUUAUUAUUGAGUGCUGAAAGAUAUUUUGUCCACUUAAACAGAAAAUUGUAUUAAUAUCAGUUGGAUCUCAAGAAAAAAAUCAUUACCUCAUUUAGAAUUUGCUUGUAUACUAGUCCAUCUCAGAUCUGCAAGAGUGUUCAUCAUAUGCUUGUAUCAUUGUUAUUCUUAAGGUUUAUCACAGUGUCACCUUCUCUAAGGGCCCGAACAGACAGGCCAAAAUAAAUCUGCUUUGGGACACUUUGGAGGAAUGGUAUUUAAAUGACACAUCUUAAAAGGCCAGAAGCUAUGACAAAG